This is a messenger RNA of Hippocampus comes (tiger tail seahorse), 1445 nucleotides long. Its product is annotated as cholesterol 25-hydroxylase-like protein. The coding region runs from base 196 to 990 and encodes 264 amino acids. Gene Ontology annotation, biological process: lipid biosynthetic process. Gene Ontology annotation, molecular function: iron ion binding; oxidoreductase activity. The record is from RefSeq and is a predicted model, not a curated record. Lineage: Eukaryota; Metazoa; Chordata; Actinopteri; Syngnathiformes; Syngnathidae. The transcript has 2 exons.
AACUGAUGUUGGGAAACAGAAACAGGAAACACAAUGUACUCGUGAAAGGGAUACUCAUCGUGGAUCUUGACUGAAGGCGUGGUAUGGGCUGACUACUGUGACAAAGCAUUUGCGUUCACUUCGAAGUGAAAGUCACUCGGAGUACUUAUUAGGAGAUCACCGGCAAGGAUGUUAGAUACACAACGCUAGCCCGUGAUGAGCGCACCUUUUACGCAGCGUGGAGAGUCAUGUGGGCCGAUGCUCCAAAGCCUGUGGGACUACGUGAGGAGUGAACACGAUAGUGUUCUACUCUCCCCUUACCUGCCCGUCUUGUGCGCUUUCCUGACCCACGUCACGUUUUGCGCACCUUUCCUUCUAUUGGACCUCCUGGCCGGUGUCAGUCAGCGGGUCCGCGCGUGGAAGAUCUCCGCGAAGCAGCCGCCGCCGCCUCUGCGCGCUUGGUUGAAGUGUCUGGGGAAAAUCGCGGUCCAAUACCUGACCGUCUUGCUGCCCGCCAGCGCGCUCCUCCAGAUAUCGAGGAGACCCUCUCAACUCCCCGAAUGGUCUCCAAGCAGCUGGCGGCUUUUUACCGACGUUUUUGUCUGCUUUCUGCUUUUCGACGCGCUCUUUUUCUUUUGGCACCUCUGCCUGCACAGGAUCCCAUGGCUCUAUCGCAACGUCCACCAAGAGCACCACCAGCACCAGGUACCCUUCGCCCUGCAGGCCCAGGACGCCAGCACCUCCGAGUUGCUCUCCCUGCUGCUGCUAGCACAGAUAAGUGCCUGCUUGGUGAACUGUCACCCCGUCAGUGAGGUCUUCUUCCACAUUUUCAACACCUGGCUGGCGGUGGACGACCAUUGUGGCUACAACCUGCCCUGGGCUCUGCACAGACUGCUGCCUUUUUUCGGCGGAGUCCCUCACCACCACAUUCAUCAUCGGCGGCACAAUGUUAACUUUGCGCCCUAUUUCACACAUUGGGACCACCUCUUUGGCACAUACAGGAGGGACUGAGGGUGUAUUCAAGUUUCAUCAUUCACUUUUAGGGCGUGAGAUUUCCAAAUGUCCAUCUGCGCAUCCACCAGUUGCAAUGAAUUGCACAUUGGGGAAUCUGUCAUUUGACCGAUCAGUCCUGACAACGCGCCCAAUCUUUGCUGGCAGCUUCGAUCAUGGUUCAAAAUCAAAUGCAGAAAUGUGAUUGUAAUAUAAAGUAUCCACAUGUUCAUGGAAGAGCAGGAGUGGUGUUAAAUCUCGUCUAUCUGGUACAUCUUUUCUGUUGAGUUCACAAGUAGAAAUGUCAACUCUUUCAAGCCAGUGUACCUACCAAAUGCUUCGUGAGAACCGUUGUAUAUAUUUUGCAUUCAUCUUGUAUCGUCCAAAAUGUAAAAUGUUGAUUUUGAGUGUUUAUUGUGCAAUGUAAAUAUCCAAAUUCUGUGAACAUUUUAUGAUAUAAACUCUAAUUAUUUCAA